Molecule: messenger RNA, 3869 nt
Organism: Vigna radiata var. radiata (mung bean)
Lineage: Eukaryota; Viridiplantae; Streptophyta; Magnoliopsida; Fabales; Fabaceae
Exons: 14
Coding region: 130-3801 (1223 amino acids)
Biological process (GO): meiotic cell cycle; mitotic cell cycle; spindle assembly
Cellular component (GO): equatorial microtubule organizing center; gamma-tubulin complex; spindle pole
Molecular function (GO): microtubule minus-end binding; gamma-tubulin binding
Source: RefSeq, a predicted model, not a curated record
UAUAAUUUAAAAAGUAGGGGCGGGGAAGGGAAGAGCGAGAGAGAUUUGGUUGAGAUGAGAUAGAAUCUGAAUUUAUUUUGAAAUUCCUUUGAUACAUUACUUCAUCACUCCAAGAGAAGGGAAGCAGCCAUGGCGGUUGAUACGAAAUUUGCGCGGUUAUUGGAGGAUUUGAAGGUAGAGGAUCCAUGGCUUCCCCCAAAUUCAUGGGAAUCCAUACCUUCUGAGAGUGGACUGCACUCUUCUUCAUCUUCUUCUCAUCCUCCAAAUCAACCUCUCUCUCACCUCUCCACUCUCUCUGAAUCUAGUUUGGUGAGGCUGGCCAUGAACGCGAUGCAAGGUGCAAAAUCAUCCCUUAUUAGCAUUCAAAGGAUAUCUGCCGUCUUUUGUUCUGAUCCAGCUGACAGGACCUUCCUCCACGUUCCCAACCUCUGGAAUCGUGCUUCCAGCACUCGUUCUUUGGGAAAUAUACUUAAAUCCAUUGGCUGCACGGCUUCUCUGGUCUUUCUUCUUCGCGCGUUUGUGGAUUAUUAUACAAAUAUGAAUGUGGAUAUCAGUUUUGGACACACUCAUCAUAAUUCUGAUGUGCUCCAAAGCCAGAUUCAUCAGGAUGACACAGUCAGAGCACAACAGUUCCCUCCAUUUACUCUUGUCAAUCAAGCCUUUGCUGUUGCUGUGGGAAAAGUCUUGGAAGGGUACAUAUGUGGAUUGGACACAAUUCAUACAUCUGUAAUCUUGAGGCGUUCAUCAAAAAACAUGCAUUUGACUGUUCCGGGGUGUUUGAAGAAUGUAGUGCAUUCUGAAAUUACACUACUUGAGUUUUAUCUGCACACAAAAGAACUAAAGACUCAGAUUGAAGCCCUUGCUAGUGUAUGUAACCUUCAAAAGUGGGCUCUUCGUUUUCCAGAUACUGCUUUUGAGGACCUGGUUACCCAGGCUACUUCUGAAUUUCGGAACUUCUGCAGAGGGGCAAAUCUGUUAACGUUUUUGUUUUCACAAUUACAGGUUGCUGAUCCUGCUCACUGCACUCUGCUGAAGUUUCUUUUCCUUCAAUCAUGUGAACCAUAUUGUGGGUUCAUUAGAUCAUGGAUUUUCAAAGCAGAAAUUCAUGAUCCAUAUAAGGAGUUUAUUGUAGAAAAUAUGGAGUAUUUACAUCUUAAAACACAUGUUAAAGUUGGCAAUGCUAUUGACUUUCCAUUGGCAAGUGUGAAGGUGCGAGAUGGAGUUCCCAUUCCUGAAUUUCUCAAAGAUUUCUUGGUCCCACUUGUUAGAGCUGGUCAGCAGCUUCAAGUACUGUUGAAAUUGCUUGAAAUGUGCAUUCAUGUUGCUUCUGGAGAACACAGUUGUGAUGACUUUGUACCCUGCUGGAGUGGCUUUUCAAGCAGUGGUCUGUCUUAUUCAUCUCCAUUGGCUUUCAGCAAGGAUGUUAUAGAAGCUAUGGUGCUUGCUAGAGAAAAUUAUUAUAAAGGGAUGAAUGAGAAAAUUGGAAGUCUUUUGAGCAGUUUAGAAGUUAGAUAUCUGCAGGUAGCUAUGCAUGCUUUAGUGCCUUCUUUUGGUAAUGGUGGAGGUACCUUAGACAAACUAGACCAGAUCAUGUCAGAAAACAAUAUAGCAGAUAAAAGAAGUUUAAAUAUGGGCAUUGGUGAUUUAGGCUCUGAUGUCUCAAGCACAGUAGAUGAGUUCUCCUUGCUGGAAGAUGUGUAUGAUAUAUCUGAAAGUUCAUCCACGAACAGCUCUGUGGAGCAAUUGGAUUGUGAUCAGCUAAGUAAUUGGUCUUGUCCGGUAGUUGGGCAACAAAAUCAUUUAUCUGCUUUAAGCUUCUUGAAGAGUGCCACCUUAAAUAAUUCAAUACAAAAUUCCUUUCAUCAUGAAAACUCAGGCAGUGAUUCACAUGAACUUUGUGAUAGAAGGGAUGCUACUGAUCACUUGGUGCAGUCCUCCCAUGAGGGAAUGAUAUCAAGUCACAAGUCUAAUUCUCCAAAACCAGGGAAUUCAAGCUGCUCAUGUAAAUCCAGUAUUCAAUAUAGAGAGAGUUUGAUUGUCCGUUGUUCUGCAAUGGGUGAAUUUUUGAAAACUUCAUUUGAUAACGAUGGAGUUGUUGAGGCAAAGCUGAAUGAAAAGCACCUGGGAUCCCUGAGAUAUUCUAUGUUAUGCCAUGAUGUUAUUACUGCUAGUGAUACUUUGAGUGGGGAGGCCAUGAUGGAGGAUCAAACUGACAAUGGUACACUCAUUUCACAAUUGUAUGAUUUCCAACCGCAGAAAUAUUGCCGUCAGUGUAAUUAUCCUAGCAUUAAUCCCCUUAGUGUGAAUCCUAUGUUGACAAGAAAUUCAGUUCUUCACCUGAUGAGUGGGAAUGAGGAAAAAUACAAGGCUGAACAUGGACAGCUUUUGCCUUACUUCAACUUUUCUACUGUGGAGGACCCAUGUAAGGUUUAUAUGGACAAAAUACCCACUAACUCUAGAUGUAGCAGUGCAUGUUCAUUUACGCUACAUAAUAAUGUGUCAACUCAUAAUGCUGAGAAUAAUGAACGAGAAGAAAUUGGCUGUGGUAGAGAGAAUGGGUUAGUUGAUGUUCCAAAUUUAUGUUCUUCACUUGACUUCAUGGACCAUAAAUAUUUAAAUGUUGUGUCUGGUGGGAGCAGCUGGGAAAGAUUGCUGAGUAGUUUUGAAAAAACUGUCAAUUGUGAUGAUACUCAAAAACGAAGUUUGUCGUCAACAUUUGAUAUACCACUUGAUAUUAUAAUUGACAAGUGCUUGCUUCAGGAAAUCAUGCUUCAAUACAAUUAUGUCAGCAAGCUUACCAUCAGUGUCCUCGAGGAAGCAUUUAAGUUACAAGAUCAUCUUUUGGCACUACGGCGGUAUCAUUUUAUGGAAUUGGCAGAUUGGGCAGAUUUGUUUAUCUUGUCUCUUUGGCAUCAUAAGUGGUCUGUUACUGAAGCAAAUGAGAGACUUUCAGAAAUUCAAGGUCUACUUGAGUUGUCAAUUCAGAAGUCUUCUUGUGAACAAGAUUCUCACAAGGAUAUGUUGUUUGUGUAUAUGAAAGGACAUGGGAAAUUGCCUCUUUCUGCAUCUGCUAUUGGGGUUCGUUCUUUUGAUUUCUUAGGGCUGGGUUACCAUGUGCACUGGCCACUCAGUAUUGUUUUAACACCUGCCGCGUUGAAAAUAUAUGCUGAUAUAUUCAGCUUUUUGAUACAAGUGAAGCUUGCCAUUUUUUCAUUGACAGAUGUGUGGUGCUCAUUAAAGGAUUUGAUGGACGCAACCAACAAAGAUAAAAAUUCUGAACUACAACUUGAGGCAGGGCAUCUUAAUAUAUUGAUGAAGAUGAGGCACCAGAUAAACCAUUUUGUAUCUACUUUGCAGCAGUAUGUUGAGUCACAAUUAUCUCAUGUAUCAUGGUGCAGGUUUCUUCAUUCCCUUGAACAUAAGGUUAAAGAUAUGAUGGAUCUUGAAUCAGUGCACAUGGAAUAUCUUGCUGAUUCAUUAUGCAUAUGUUUCCUCUCUGACGAAACAAAGGGAGUUGGCAGCAUUAUUGAGAGCAUUCUGCAAUGUGCACUGGAUUUCCGGUCUUGUAUUACUUUUGGAGCUUGGGAUUCAGAAGAUUUGUCGGGCAAACUUUCCAAAAUCAAUAUAUCCCAGGUGCUUUCUAUAAAGCAGAAGUUUGAUAGAAGUCUAAAAGAACUACACAUAUGCUAUAUUAAGGGACCUAAACAUGGGAAUUUUGGGCUUUCUCGUUUUUGGGACUAUCUCAACUAUAAUGAAUAUUAUUCAAAUGUUAGUAAUGAAAUUGUGUGUUAUGCUGUUUGAGAUAUACCAGUUUUGACGAUGAAUACCAUGAGGUUCAGGUUUGAGAGGUCAAAAUUUCUCUAACGUAA